Didymosphaeria variabile is the source of this 1002-nucleotide messenger RNA. RefSeq names its product Endo-1,4-beta-xylanase F3. Gene Ontology annotation, molecular function: hydrolase activity, hydrolyzing O-glycosyl compounds. Gene Ontology annotation, biological process: carbohydrate metabolic process. The record is from RefSeq and is a predicted model, not a curated record. The transcript is spliced from 2 exons. Lineage: Eukaryota; Fungi; Ascomycota; Dothideomycetes; Pleosporales; Didymosphaeriaceae. Bases 1 to 1002 code for a protein of 333 amino acids.
AUGAAGUUUUCACUUAUCGCACUUUUCUCCGCCAGCGCUCUGGUCUCUGCCUUCCCCGUGGCAGACCCAGAGCCCAUGUUCGACGAGCGCCAGGCUGCCCAAAGCAUCUCUGAUGCUAUGGUUGCUAAGGGAAAGAAGUACUUCGGUACCUGCACAGACCCCGGCCGCCUGAGCGCUGGUUCCAACUCCGCCAUUAUCAAGGCGAACUUUGGUCAGGUUACGCCUGAGAACAGCAUGAAAUGGGACGCGACCGAGUCCUCCAAGGGCACCUUCAACUUCGGCAACGCUGACCAAACCGUUAAGUUCGCCACCGACAACAACAAGCUCAUCCGUGGUCACACCACCGUCUGGCACUCUCAGCUUCCCUCCUGGGUCUCCUCCAUUAAAGACAAAGCUACACUUACCUCCGUGAUGCAAAACCACAUCAACACGCUCCUCGGCCGCUACAAGGGCAAGAUCUACGCCUGGGACGUCAUCAACGAGAUGUUUAACGAGGAUGGCUCUUUCCGCUCGUCUGUAUUCUACAACGUGUUGGGUGAGGACUUUGUCCGCAUUGCGUUCGAAACAGCACGUGCCGCAGACCCAGCUGCUAAGUUGUACAUCAAUGAUUAUAACUUGGAUUCUGCGAGCAACGCGAAGACGCAGGGUAUGGUGCGCAAUGUGAAGAAGUGGAUUGCAGCGGGUAUUCCGAUCGACGGUAUAGGAUCGCAGGGACACUUGACUGCGGGUCAGGGUGCGAAUGCGCCGGCUGCUAUGGCGGCGCUGUGUGGCGCUGCUUCGGAGUGUGCGAUGACAGAGGUUGACAUCCAGAACGCGCAGCAGGCGGAUUGGACGAACGUUGUUAACGCGUGCAUGAAGCAGACCAACUGUGUCGGUAUCACGGUGUGGGGUGUAAGGGACAGUGACUCUUGGAGGCCAUCGGGUAACCCGCUGCUGUUCGACUCGUCGUACAAGGCGAAGACGGCGUACAACACCGUGUUGGCUGCUAUUAAUGCGGCUUAG